Messenger RNA from Micromonas commoda, 1299 nucleotides. RefSeq lists its product with no specific name. Lineage: Eukaryota; Viridiplantae; Chlorophyta; Mamiellophyceae; Mamiellales; Mamiellaceae. The record is from RefSeq and is a predicted model, not a curated record. The transcript has a single exon. Bases 1 to 1299 code for a protein of 432 amino acids.
AUGGCCGCACCCACGGCCUCCCUCGCCACCGUCGCGACCAGCACAUGGACGUGUGCAUCCUCUAGGAGCGCCGUCGGGGCCGCGGCGCGCGUCGCCACGCCCCGUGUUCGUCCCACGCGCGCUUCGUUCCUCCGAACCGCCGCCGCCGCCAAGGCGAGCGAUGACGCCUCCACCGAGUCCACGAGCACGGACAAGGCCUCCGAUCCGUCGUCUAAAUCCCCCGAGAUGUACGAUAACCUCGCGAAGAUUUUCCUGAACCGCAAGGAGGAGGACUGGCUCGGCCUCCUCGCGUCCAGCGAGCAGUGGCCGCAGCUCAAGGACGGCUUCUUCGCGCGGCUGAAGGUGCGCGCUGCGGAGGAGGAGGAUCCCGAAGAGAUGCUGAGGGUGUCGCGGGUGCUGCGUCUGCUGCAGGGCACCAGCGACAGGGUGAUGCAGCACGCGGCGCUGCUCGAAGAGGUCCAAUCCAAGGACGAGGACAUGUGGGAGGGGAUGGUCACGAGCCGACGCGCGGAGUUCACCACCGAGUUCUUCCAAUUCAUGCGAUUCAAGCUCGAGGCGCUCGUCCGCGCCGACGCCGCCAAGGGGGGCACGUCAUCCUCACCGCGCGGGGGCAAGACGGUCACCGCGGAUGAGCGGGCCGCGCUCAAGGGGGAGCGCGAGGACGCCGGUAAGGACGAGAGGGACGCCGACAAGAGGCGCGACGAUCUCGCGCGGCUCGCGUCGGUGCUGCUCACCAUCUGCGAGGCAUUUGACGAGGCCACCAAGGACCAGCAGACCCUGGAGGACGCCGCGGAUAACUUCAAGGAGCUGCUCGAGGUGGAGACGCUGGAGGAGAUGAACACCAAGAUCGACGAGAUGCAGGCGCAGGGUAAGCUGGACCCGGCGCUGGUUCUGACCGCGGCGAAGGCGUACAUGAGCGUCAAGGAAUCGCCGUACGUCGAGGAGGAGGUGAAGGACGUGAUGGCGCACCUGUACUUCAAGAUGAAGGAGACCAUGGGCCGGCAGCAGCCGAAGGAGGUGCGGAUACUGAAGUACCUGCUGUCCAUCGAGGACCCGCAGGAGAUCAGGAAGGGUCUGGAGGAGGCGUUCACGCCCGGACCGGAGCUCACCGUCGGCGAUGAGGACUACCUGUUCUGCGAGGCUCCCGUGCUGCUGCAGACGAUCGAGACGGUGCUGAAGGCGUACGACGCGCAGAAGGGGAAGGCGAACAUCACGGGGCAGGCGGCGGAGCUGAUGCAGCCGGAGGUGAUCGAGAAGAUGAAGACUGUGAAGUUCCAGAUAGAGGCGCACUUCAUGUAA